Messenger RNA from Pseudovirgaria hyperparasitica, 355 nucleotides. RefSeq lists its product as uncharacterized. The coding region runs from base 102 to 350 and encodes 82 amino acids. The transcript has a single exon. The record is from RefSeq and is a predicted model, not a curated record. Lineage: Eukaryota; Fungi; Ascomycota; Dothideomycetes; Acrospermales; Acrospermaceae.
GUCACUACUGCUAGAUACUAAUUGAUGCUACUAUUCUUCUAGGUGUCCGUUAGCGUUCGUGUUGUCUGUGCCGCGCCAACUGCUGUGCUGUGGGUAGGCCGAUGAGCGCCUUUCGCAUUCACGCAGCAAGUCCUAUAUGCUUAGAGACUUCUGAUAUCGCAACAACACCAACACCACCAGAACAACUCCCGAUUGCGAUGGAGUCUCAAGUAAAGGCAAUAUGCUGCUCGGUAGGUAGUCUUGGUGCCCGGUGUUUGUCGCGUGGGCGCGCCGUUCGCAUUCGUUUGGGCGUGCUAGAGGGAAGGAUUUCCGAGGGUUUCUCAAGCGUCCAGUGUAUUUUAGUGUUCUAAACGUU